Molecule: messenger RNA, 4274 nt
Organism: Epinephelus lanceolatus (giant grouper)
Lineage: Eukaryota; Metazoa; Chordata; Actinopteri; Perciformes; Serranidae
Gene: stim2b
Product: stromal interaction molecule 2b
Biological process (GO): intracellular calcium ion homeostasis; store-operated calcium entry; activation of store-operated calcium channel activity
Cellular component (GO): plasma membrane; endoplasmic reticulum
Molecular function (GO): calcium channel regulator activity; protein binding; calcium ion binding
Source: RefSeq, a predicted model, not a curated record
CCCGAAUCAGCCAAUCAGCUUCUGCCAUGUUGGGACACUGCAGCCAAUCAGAGCGCUCAGCCGGCAGAGAAACUUGCAUGUCCCCGGAAAAGUGUAGAACAAUGCAGCGGGUAGGAGCGGGUACCAUCCUCCGUGUCACUGUGGCUGAAUUAAAAACUUUUAGCGGAGGUUUCCUCCGGUUACAGACUGUCUGUGAGGGUAGCUAACAACACCGGGUGAGCCGUGAGCUUCCCUGCCCACUAUCACGGCGUGAAACCGUGUAGAGCGUGGGAGUGACACCCGGCUGAAUUCCCCGUUAAAAACAAAAACAAAUCCCUCCGCUUGUGUCUCGCGCACCUCCACCUCCAGCAGCAGCAGCAGUCGUGGCCAAAUUAAACCCCCUCUCUUCCUCCUCCUCUCCUCCUCCUCCUCCUGUUGUCAAACCGUUUUGCAUACCGACUUCCGCCCCGCUCGGCUCUCCCUCCCCUCCGUCUGCAUCGGCCGGCGAGCAGCUGAUAUGACAGCAGGACACAGUAUCACACCGCGCCGCGAGAAGCUGACUUAAAAACUUCAUUUGGGAAGUAGGCGGAUGUCGUGUGCGGUCGAUGUAGGUCGGGGACGGAUCGGGCGACACGGAGGACGGGGACGCGAGUGGGUUUUUUGAUGCGAUGGGAUUUGCUACUUCGGCGUGAAGAGGCGGACCUAUGAGACACUGCGAGUUCAAUAUGCUGAAGCUGUCCCCGGUGUUUGUGUACUGUACGUGGAAGUACAGAGACUGUUUGCCUCCAACUCACAGGCCCACGUAAGGAUUUAACACAGCACUAUAUUUUUAUUAUUUCAGCGCACGGAUACGCACCGCAAAAAACCUCUACUACCAUUUUUGUGUUUGUUUUGGAGCGGGGGUUCCUCCACAGAGGCUGCAUGUGCUCUGCUCAUCCUCUGUGUCCGGGAUUUUAUUUCUAUUUCUGCUAAAAUAUAUUUGUUAAAUAAAUAAAUCAGACAUGGGGGACUGGCAUGUCGUAGCUGGCAGCAGCAGUCACCCCUCUGACACAGACAGUAAACCCAUUAGAGUCUUUUUUUGAAGGGGCUCUUAUUUCAAAGUUGUCCCACGAUGAACUAUUAUUUUGCAGGUAUUUUAUUUUUAUUUUUUAUGCGUUAGCUGGUAGGGUUUUUAUUUAACUUCACGUUUUUUUGUUUUUUUUUAAAAAAAAAGACUGGUAUUUUUUUUUAUUUAUUUUUGGCUCAACCUGAUUUUUUUUUUUUUUUUUUUUUUAAUCUCGGGAUUGCCCCAGUCAUCCCCACGGAUACGAAGCUUUUUUUUUUUUUUUUGCACCCCUCCUCCAGCCUCAUUUUUCCACCAUGAGUUACAUCCACAAGGUAUUGAAUGUAUUGCUACGUGGACUCGUCAUCUAUGCGGUACUGAGCUCGGAGUGCACUUACUCGAAUGAUCUACCCAGCCAGUCGUCUGAUGCUGCAAACGUAGCCACCACAGACCCCUGUCUCAUAGUGAUGCCGCCAUGCAUGGGCGACGCCGACCGCUUCAGUCUGGAGGCGCUGCGGCACAUCCACAAACAGCUGGAUGAUGACAAUGACGGGGGAAUAGAGGUCAACGAGAGCGUGGAGUUUAUAAUAGAAGACAUGAAGCAGCAGCAAACCAACAAACACAGCAACCUGCACCGUGAAGACCAGCACAUCACUGUGGAGGAGCUGUGGAAGGGCUGGAAGACCUCUGAAGUCCACAACUGGACCGUGGAGGACUCAGUGCAGUGGCUGAAGGAGUCGGUGGAGCUGCCGCAGUACGAGAAGAACUUCCGGGACUUCCGGGUCACGGGGAACACUUUACCUCGAAUAGCGGCAAAUGAACCGUCGUUUAUGUCGAUGCAGCUGAAGAUAUUAGACCAGCGGCAUAAACAAAAACUAAACCUAAAGGCACUCGACGCAGUGCUUUUUGGCCCUCCUCUCCGUCCACAACAUAACUGGAUGAAGGACUUUGUCCUUAUGGUUUCCAUAGUGAUCGGCGUCGGGGGCUGCUGGUUUGCUUAUGUGCAGAACAAGUCCAGCAAGGUGCACAUCUCCAAGAUGAUGAAGGAUCUGGAGAGUCUGCAGAAUGCUGAGCAAAGCCUCUUAGACCUGCAGAGUCGGCUGGAAAAAGCUCAGGAGGAGAACCGGACGGUGGCCGUGGAGAAGCAGAACCUCGAGCAGAAAAUGCGGGACGAGAUCAACGGAGCCAAAACGGAGGCUCACAGACUUCGAGAGCUGCGAGAGGGCGCCGAAUGUGAACUCAGCCGCCUCAAAUACGCCGAAGAAGAGCUGGUACAGGUGCGGAAGGCCCUGAAGCGAGCGGAGAAGGAGAUGCAGUCGGAGCGGUCGGUGCCUGAAGCUCUGCAGAAGUGGCUCCAGCUCACACACGAGGUGGAGGUUCAGUACUACAACAUCAAGAAACAGAGCGCUGAGUUUCAGCUGUGCGUCGCCAAAGACGAGGCAGAGAAAAUAAAGAAGAAAAGAGGUUCAGUGUUUGGAACACUUCAUGUCGCCCACAGCUCCUCACUGGACGAGGUGGACCACAAGAUACUAGAAGCAAAGAAAGCCCUGUCAGAGGUGACGGCGUGCCUGAGGGAGCGGCUGCACCGCUGGCAGCAGAUUGAGAAGCUUUGCAACUUCCCUGUAGUUAAUAACUCGGGGCUGCCGAGCCUGACGGCCAGCCUCUACUCAGACCACAGCUGGGUGGUCAUGCCGCGAGUCUCGGUGCCUCCCUAUCCCAUCGCAGGAGGAGUGGACGACCUGGACGAGGACACGCCUCCCAUCAUUCCGCAGUUCACAACGAGCACGAUGAUCCGGCCCUCGCUGACCCGCAGCAGCAGCCUGUGUCGUUCCCGCAGGAGCCUGAUGAGCUCUCCGCAGUCCUCGCUGAUGUCUCCAGACCCCGACCUGCUGUCCAUGGCCAGCUCGUCCCUCUCCUAUCGCCCCGAGGCAGACGACGAACAUAUCAUGUUCAGCUCGGAUAGGAGGGGGUAUGUAGCGGUGGCCGGAACGCCGCGGAAUGGUUUUACAGUUUGGACUCACAGGGAACCGGCUCAGGAGUGCAGCUCCGACACAGACUCUCUCAACUCUUCCAUGGGCCGCAAGCAGCUGCACAACCCCUGCACACCAGGCUCGGACACCCCGUACCGCAAGAUCUCCCGCGAGGAGCUGCUGCUGUUCAGCCAGAAUCCAGAGCUUCCCUCGUCCACCCCCGCCACCUCCACCACCCACACCACCAGCAGCAGCAGCAGCAGCAGUCUCAGGGACUCCACGCCUCCUCCUCUGCCGCCCACUCCGGCCACCACCCCCUCCGGCCCGCCCUCCACCUCACCGUCCCCGGCUUUGGAGCACCACCCGUUUGCACACAGAGGCUCGCCUGACCUCACCCGCAUCAUACCCGAGUCCCAAAGUGCAACCUUCUCGCAGGGCAACGCCACCUCUCCGACAGGCAAGGGCGUGUACAACGGCAUCCUGGAGAAGUCCUACAGCUUCAGCCAGCUGCCCGCGAGCAUGCUGCCCAACGUGGGGCGUUACCCGUCUCUUACCUCCCUGGACUCGGAGGGCCGGAGCGUGGGGAGGGAACACAAGCUCCUGAGCACCUCCUCCCAGGACUCCAGCGACAAUGGAGAGAAAAUCAAGCGCUCCUCCUCUAAAAUCAAAAGCUUAUUUAAGAAGAAAAAAUAAAACUUGCAGAGUGAGAUAGUGUGUGAGCAAGAGAAAUAAAAUAAAGAGUUGUUUUAGCCCUAAUACUAAAAAAAAAGGACAUCACUGAAAGCUAAAAUAUUUCAUUAUCUCUCAUUAUUUCUUCUUUUGGUCAUCAAAGAUGGAAUGUAGCUCAGUCUGGGUGCCUUUAAACGCCUCGGACUGGUAGCCUUAUUUUUCAAUAAUGCCUUUUUAUUUAGUUCACUCAUAGCCUCACAGGGAAACCUGCACAUGUCAAGGAAAAGUCAAUAAAAGGUCAGAGGUCAUGAUAGGUCAUCCACUUAGCCAGAACACAUGACCUGUUCACAGUCUUCUGUUCAUUUUGGUUCGAACCAAAAAGUCACCAUGUGUAAAGGUCUAAAGGUGCAGUCCAUAAAUGUGUACAUGUAGUACAGAAUAAUGUUUGCUGUUUGCACUGGAAGUAUUGAAAUCACACUUUCAGUAGUGACAGUAUCACCACACAAAAAACAGCUUGUACGAUUUUUUUUAAAGGAACACUUCACCCUCAAAUGAUAAUUUGUGUGUCAGUUACUCAGCCUGUGUUACGUUGAAUUUGUGAAGAAACCUUUUGU